AUGGCUGACCGUAAAAAACUAUCUGGUGCUGAGUACAGGAAAAAUAGAUUAAAAAAAGAGAAGGAGCUAAUCAAGUUAAAAGGCACUUUUACAAAGUACUUAGUACCACCCACUUCAAAUGUAAUGGAAAAAAAUAAGAAUGCAGAAAUUCCUAUUUAUGAAACUUCCCAGAAUGAAGUUAUCGUUACAACUAUUUCAGAAUCUUCGAUACUAAAACACCCAUCAAUAAAUUUAAUAGCAAAUAAUAGCGUUACUAAUCCUUCCUACGAAAGUUCUUUAACGAUUUUAACAAAAACACACUCAUCGACUUCAACAAACUCAAACAAGAAACUAGAACCUGACUUUCAAUUUGAUUUUAACGAUCCUGGUACAUGGCCAAAAUAUCUAUCUGAUACUGAUAGGUGUUACAUUACUAAAAUGAGGAUUGACAGCAACUAUACGCCGGACUUUUCAAAAAGUGAAAGAGAUGGACGAACUCUAACUAAAGAUUGGUUUUAUAAAGUUUUAAAAAAUGGAUCGAAGGUGAAACGAUCUUUUUUAGCUUACAGUGAGACUAAAAAUUCUUUAUACUGCAUUUCUUGCAGAAUGUUUUCUCAUAUGUUUUCACAUGAGUCUAAAAUGUCAUCCUUAGCCAAGGAAGAAGGAUUAGUAAAUUGGAAAAAACUAAGUGACAAAAUACCAGAACAUGAGAAUUCUUCCAAUCAUAAACAUUACUUUUGUACGUGGAAAUCUUUAGAAACAUCUCUCGGAAUGGGAGGCAUAGACAAAGAACUCCAAGACGCAAUUCAAAAAGAAGAAACUCACUGGAAAGAAGUUUUACACUGUAUUGUUGAUGCAAUUUUAUAUUUAGCAAAGCAAGGGAGUCUUUUUAGAGGAACAAACGAAAGGUGUGAUUUUGAAAAUCCUAGCAGUGGAAAAUUUCUUAACACAAUAGCUCUUUUGUCCCACUACAAUGUUCCACUUCAAAAACAUAUUGAACGUCAUAAGAAAGGGCAGAUCAGUUAUUUUUCAUCGGAUAUUCAAGACGAAUUUCUUGAUAUAAUUGCUGACAAAAUAAGACAAGAUAUUAUUCAAAAUGUAAAAAAAGCUAGAAACUGA
This is a messenger RNA of Myzus persicae (green peach aphid), 1098 nucleotides long. Its product is annotated as zinc finger MYM-type protein 5-like. Lineage: Eukaryota; Metazoa; Arthropoda; Insecta; Hemiptera; Aphididae. The coding region runs from base 1 to 1098 and encodes 365 amino acids. The transcript has a single exon. The record is from RefSeq and is a predicted model, not a curated record.